UGCACGCUGGCGACGAAGGCUCAGUCACAGGUCACGUGUUAUUGUUUGGAGAAGGAAACGGUCGCUUACGUCGUGAAGAAGCUACCUGUGACACUUUCUGAGUCACUAAUGUGUAUUUUCCUUUACUCUGACAAGUAUGACUGUGGGAAACGGUGUUUCCCCAGUAGAAAGGGAAUUUGACUGUCAAUAUGCGUAGAUGUGGAAUAAACAAUUUCGACACGCAUCCAGCUGCAGCCGCUAGCCUGCUAGGUAGCUAGCUGCCUUAGCUCACCAGCCAGUGGGAGAAUAGCUAUCCGUGGCUAGCCAGUUGUUGUCUGGCUAGCUGCAGGUAACCUCCAAGACGUGGAAGUUGAUAAUUACCUGUACCUGGCUACUAAGCCAGUUAGUCGCUUAUUUUUGUGUAACAUAAAGGGACGAAAUGGAGCUAUUCCAAGCCAAAGACGAUUACAUUCUACAGAACGGGGACCGUGCUCUGUGGUGCAGUCGGAAAGAUGGUACCAUGACUGUCAAACCUGCAACAGACCUGUUGUUAGCUUGGAAUCCAGUGUGUUUGGGUUUGGUGGAAGGUGUCAUAGGAAAAAUACAGCUUCACACAGAUCUUCCUCUCGGCCUCAUAUUAAUCCGCCAGAAGGCACUGGUGGGUCAUUUACCAGGCAAUCACAAAGUCUACAAGAUCACCAAGAUAGCAGUCAUUCCUUUGUCUGAUGAAGAGCCUCAAGAGCUUGAGCUGGAGCUUUGCAAGAAGCAUCACUUUGGAAUCGACAAACCAGAGAAACUGGCCCAGUCCCCCGAUGAGUCCAAGUUUUUGAUUAAAACUUUAAGUCAGAUCAAAUCUAACGUGGCGGUCCCUAACAAGAAAAAGGUCAAGGAAAACAAAGAGAAGGAACGGUUGGAGAGGCGGCUGCUGGAUGAGCUGUACAAAAUAUUCAUGGACUCAGACUCCUUCUACUACAGCCUGACCUACGACCUGACAAACAGUGUGCAGCGUCAAGGAGACCUGGAGAAGUCCAGCUUACCCCUAUGGAAACAGGUGGAUGACCGUUUCUUCUGGAAUAGACACAUGAUCCAAGACCUUAUUGACCUUCAGGUCCCUGAGGCUGACUUCUGGGUGAUACCAGUCAUCCAGGGGUUUGUACAGGUAGAGGAACUGGUGGUGAACUACAGUGAGACUUAUGAUGAGGAGAGGAGCAGCCCUGAGACCCCACCACAGGAGGUCACCUGUGUUGACGACAUCCAUCCUCGCUUCACUGUAGCCCUGAUCUCUAGACGGAGCCGCCACCGUGCAGGGAUGCGGUACAAACGCAGAGGAGUGGAUACAGAUGGCCACGUGGCUAAUUAUGUGGAGACAGAGCAGUUGAUCCACGUGCACAGCCACAGUCUGUCCUUUGUGCAGACUCGUGGCUCUGUGCCUGUCUUCUGGAGCCAGGCAGGAUAUCGCUACAAUCCUCGGCCACGCUUAGAGAAAGGAGAGAAGGAGACAAUAUCUUUCUUUGCUGCUCACUUUGAAGAACAGCUUAAACUCUAUAAGAAGCAGGUCAUCAUUAACUUAGUGGAUCAAAGCGGACGAGAGAAAAUAAUUGGUGACGCAUAUCUGAAGCAAGUGCUCCUGUACAACAACCCAAACCUCACAUAUGUUUCAUUUGACUUCCAUGAGCACUGCCGAGGUAUGAAGUUUGAGAACGUGCAAAUAUUGACUGAUGCAAUAUCUGACAUCAUCACUGACAUGAAGUGGGCCUGGGUGGACCAAGCAGGAGUCAUCUGUAAGCAGGAGGGAAUCUUCCGAGUCAACUGCAUGGAUUGUCUUGACAGGACCAACGUGGUUCAGGCUGCUAUUGCUCGGGUCGUGAUGGAACAACAGCUAAAGAAACUGGGGGUGAUGCCUCCCGAGCAGCCUCUGCCUCUAAAGUGCUACAGGAUUUAUCAGAUUAUGUGGGCCAACAAUGGAGACACCAUCAGCAAACAGUAUGCAGGCACAGCAGCACUGAAGGGAGAUUUUACCAGGACGGGUGAGAGGAAACUGGCUGGUGUGAUGAAGGACGGCGUGAACUCAGCCAACCGCUACUAUCUGAAUCGCUUUAGAGAUGCUUACAGACAAGCAGUCAUUGACCUAAUGAUGGGCCUGCCAGUGACAGAGGACCUCUACUCUAUCUUCAGUAAAGAGAAGGAGCAUGAAGAGAAAGAGAAGGAGAGCCAAAGAGGAGCUCAGGAGCAGGUCAGCCUCCUGCUGCAGACCUACAUGCAGCUUUUGCUCCCAGAUGACGAGAAGUUUCAUGGUGGUUGGGCCCUCAUCAAUUGUGACAUGAGCCUCAUUGAUGCAGCCAACAAAGAUGUGGAUGUGUUGCUGCUUCUGUCAGACAAAGCUUAUUACAUUGCUUACUACGAUGAAGAGGCAGAUAAAGUCAACCAAUACCAGCGCUUCAAUUUACAGGGUUUGGAAAAGAUCGAAAUUGGUCCAGAGCCUACUCUUUUUGGGAAGCCAAAGUUCUGCUGUAUGCGUUUGCAUUACAGAAAUGAAGAGACGAGCGGAUACUUUCACACACUGAGAGCAGCAACACGAAAUCCAGAGGAUGAUGGAAAAGAUACAUUACAAUGCAUAGCUGAGAUGCUGCGCAUAACAAAACAAUCCACAGGGCUGGAUUUGCUUGUGAUUGAAAAAAAGCUGGAGAGGCGACAGAGUAAACCUCAUGAGGAUAUCAUGGGGAUCCAGAAUAAACCUGCUGAUCAGGUCCAGGGAAGCUCUGGUUUGGCACAGGGCAGAAGUUUCCUGCUCAACAAAUUCUCCUCUCUCAAUCAGAAAGUGAAACAGACCAAGACGAAUGUUAACAUUGGCCCUUUCAAGCCGCUCGGGAGGCUGGGCAACUUCUCUAAGCCUGAUGUAAAAGUAAAUUUCCUAAAACCAACUAUGCAUGUCAACCUGUGGAAGUCAGACAGCAGCUUAGAGACAUCAGAAAACACCCCCGGUGCUGGAGUCUUGAAGGGCAUGGGUGAUGAGCACUCUGGAAUCUCAGACGACUCUGAUUCCUAUAAUUCUGACCCAGAGCACCCGUGUUCUGGUUCUUUAGAAAAUGUGGACUAUGUUCUGCCCAGCUGCGGCAUUGUAGCAUCAAACCCACGUCUGGGCAGCCGCUCCCAAUCUAUCGGUAGCGUGGAGCUAAAUAUCCCCUCUGUUAUCCGUGUCACUGGCUGUGACGGAAUGCAGGACAGCUCUCAUGUUAGUGAUGACAACUCACCAGGGGCUGCCUCAGUGGCUGAAGAAGCUAUUCUCAUUGAUUUUGGUACUCCCAUUGAUGCAUACUGCCACCAGUUUGUCCAGGAUGCACAGACCAAACCUGUUGAGGUGUUUGGAGAGCAGCCACUCACUGCUGUCCCCCCAUUCAACCCCAUGGUGCCUGUGAAGUGGAAGUCCCCAGAAGACCCAGAUAAGCAGCCAAGCUCCGAGUCACAGCAUCAGCAGGAGAAGCCCCAGCUCCCCAGACCCUCCCAGUUAGAUGUCCAGUCCACUACUUCCAGUUCCAGCCUCCUCACCAUCCAGAAGCCCAGCUCUGCAGUCUCAGGAGGCUCUCAGAGGAGCCUGUGUUCAUGGAUGGAGGGCAGCCUCGGUCCUUCACCUGCCGACAGCAACGGCAGGCGCAACGGCAGCCGAGUGGUGUCCCCCUUUGCCAAGAUCAAGAGCUCUAUGGUCCAGGUGGCUAGUCUCACCCAGGCAGGACUCACCCAGGGUAUCAACUUUGCUGUGGCAAAAGUACAGAAAAGCCCUGAGCCAGAUACUGUCAGCGAGACCCAAGAGAGCGAGCUGAAGGCAAUGUUUACACAGUGCCAGACCAGGAUCAUUCAGAUCUAAUUCUUUCUUUGUAGCAGUAGCAGUACCACGUGUAGAAACUUCCUGUAUGGUAGCAGUCGCAAAAGCUUGCACUUAGCAUCACUUCUCAGCCAAGAAAUGUGCUCUUAAAUUUGCCCUUUACUUAAACUCACCCAUGUUAAUGAUGACUCUUGUACAAAAUUUACAAAUAUAUACCUGAGUCCAAGAGGACAGUGACCCUGUUUACAUGCACAUAAUUAUGGAUUCCCUUAAUCUUAAGAGAGCACCAAUUGUCCAGUUGUGUUGUUUUGAUAAAGGGAAUUUUUAGUUCCUGCCCCUUGCACACUGAUUAACCACAAUAUUAUGCAUCCUGUCUUUUAUGGUGUAAUGAUCCGUAAUCAUCAAUAUAUUCCAAAUGUGGUGAUACUAUGACAUUUCUGAUGUGUCUGAGAAUAGUAGUACCUAGUACCUAGGCUGAGUAUAAAAAUGGCAUAUGGCAAAUGUUUAAAUAUUUGGGGAGUUUCUCAUAAUUCCCAUGUGAUUUUGAACAUUUAAUGGAAUUGAAAUGCUGCACUUGUUCUCGUGCACUUUUCUUGUUAAAUGUCUAAAAUGUUCUGAUCGUUAUUUACCUCAAGAGACAAGUAACUAAGACAUAAGAAGAUAGUUUGGUUUUAGAUGUUUAAAAGUCAUGUACUUCCUGAAUGGUAUGCAGAGUGUUUUUGUGCAUGUAGACAUGUCACUGUCCUUCGUAUGAGGAGUUGUUUCAUCACCCACAGUGCUUGCAUGUGAGGUCAAUGGUAACAACAGAUUUUUGAGAAGGCAGGUAAACAUUAGCUGCAUGUUCAAAGACCAGCUCUGAUGUUAUCAUGUACUGUAUGUCAUCCUGUAUGUGCAGGUCACUUAAUGGCGUUUGUGAUAUCGACCUCGUAAUAACCUUUGAUUUGUAAUUAGUUGUUGUAGAAUCCAACCAAAUAUUUUUGUGAUUCCCAAAGGACAAUUCUGUGUUAACUAUUACGAUUUGUAUAGCUGUGAGAAAUUAGCCAGAUGACAUAGUGCGCGUAGUUAUUCUAUGUCAUAUCAAUGUUGUCGAGUGUACCUUAGAAGAUUACUGUAGAAAUAAUGACGACACGAGCAUAGUAAGACGUAGGAGCACCCUGGUUGUUGAUAUGUACAGUGAAAAGUAUAUGUUUAUCAUUUCCCUGAGUAGAACCUUUCCUUAAGCUUUUUGUAUGGAAGGAAGGGUGGCAGCUUAAUAUGUUCAGAGGUAUGAGCAUUAUAUUUUAAAAAGAGCGCCCAGUACUGUCAUUGCUAACCAUAAAUAACCACAAAACUGCUGGUCGGACAUGUUUUUGAUAGAUAUAUGUAUUGAAAUAACUCUUCUGCUAAUGGUUGUAUGGAAUAACUAGUUUGACUCAGUUUGAACUGAGUCCAUAGCCAGCGUUGUACAUGAACACUGCAUGUUUGACAAAGACAAAGGAAAGUAGUAUAUAGUAGGUAUAUAUGCAAUUGCACCCACCUAGUUAUUAGAAACACUGACGCUUUAUGCACUCCCCAAACUGAAAGCAUAUUUGCCUUAACAGGGAAUUGAAGUGGUGUUAUGUAUAUCAGGUAUUUAUGGCAAAAUCUACCUUUUUAAGUCCAUUUUUACAUGUUACAUUUGGUGUACUGUAUAAAAGGUCAUGUUCAGGGUUACUGUAUGUUAUUAUUGAGCUUUAUCUUGGGAUAUUUAAUGUAUUGGCCCAUAUACAUUCUCCAUGGAACUGACCAGAUUUUAGAGAUGUUGACAGUAAGUUGGGUGCGCAGGUGUGUGUAUGUACUGUACUGUAUGCGUGUUUGAGCAUCCCUGCUGCUGUUGGUCCUUAGGAUUGUUCAAACCCUAGUUAUAUUUACAUUUCGUGAAGCUGUAAACACUGUUAUAAUGUACAUGUUUUUCAUUAACCUCAACAAGAGAGAUUUUUGCCUCACUAAUAACCUCUCAAACUGACGGUUGUGGUCAUUCAAUGAAAAUCUCCUACAGGAAAUUUUUACACUCCUCCUAAAAAAAUGCUAAUGCCACCUUAUCCCACUGCUGUGUAUAUUGGUGUCGGAUAAAUAAUAAUAGUCUGGUUUGCUUCAAGAUGAAAUAUCCCAAGGUAAAUGGUCAUUUCUUUUUUUUUU
Monopterus albus (swamp eel) is the source of this 5956-nucleotide messenger RNA. RefSeq names its product inositol polyphosphate-5-phosphatase F (gene inpp5f). Bases 419 to 3841 code for a protein of 1140 amino acids. Gene Ontology annotation, molecular function: phosphatidylinositol-4-phosphate phosphatase activity. Gene Ontology annotation, cellular component: clathrin-coated endocytic vesicle; early endosome. Gene Ontology annotation, biological process: regulation of endocytic recycling; phosphatidylinositol dephosphorylation. The transcript has 20 exons. The record is from RefSeq and is a predicted model, not a curated record. NCBI's taxonomy places the organism in Eukaryota, Metazoa, Chordata, Actinopteri, Synbranchiformes, Synbranchidae.